Molecule: messenger RNA, 1032 nt
Organism: Williopsis jadinii
Lineage: Eukaryota; Fungi; Ascomycota; Saccharomycetes; Phaffomycetales; Wickerhamomycetaceae
Gene: AIM45
Product: Aim45p
Exons: 1
Coding region: 31-1032 (333 amino acids)
Cellular component (GO): mitochondrion
Molecular function (GO): flavin adenine dinucleotide binding; electron transfer activity
Source: RefSeq, a predicted model, not a curated record
CACCACCUUUCGAGUGUCGCUAAGGAGGAAAUGUUCUCAGUUACAAGAUCGCAGUUCGUCAGAUCGCUUGCAGCAAAGAGAUUUGGGUCAACGUUGGCGUUUGUGGAGGCCAAUGGCUCAGAGAUCUCCUCGGCUUCUCUGUCUGCGUUGAACGCUGCAAAGCAGUUGGGCAACCCAGUGGUUGCUGUCCUUCUGGGCUCUGGUUCAAAGUCCGCUGCGUCCCAGUUGAACAAGGUUGAAGGUCUGUCGAAGAUCUUGGUCUCUGAGGAUUCUCAAUUCGAUCACCAGCUGCCUGAGUACAUCGCUCCAGCCAUCUCCCAGCUGAUCUCCAACAACGACUAUUCGCAUUUCGUGACAUCUGCAACUGCGGUGGGCAAAAACGUCCUUCCAAGAGUUGGUGCCCUUCUGGAUGUUCAGCCUGUUAAUGAUAUCAUCAAAGUUGAAGAUCCAACAACUUUCAAGAGACCAAUAUACGCAGGUAACGCCAUUGUUACUGUGAAAUCUAACGAUGCUAAAAUUCUGCUGUCAACACGUUCUACUGCCUUUGAGGCUGUGCCAUUGACAGCAUCUGAAUCUUACCCAGUGGAGGAGUUCACACCAACUUUAGAAAAAUUACCUGUUGAAUGGGUUUCUGAAAACUUGGUGAAAUCUGAGCGUCCAGAGUUGACAUCUGCCAAGAUCGUGGUGUCUGGUGGCCGUGGUCUCAAGAGUAAGGAAAACUUUGAUAAAUACAUCUUCCCAUUGGCUGAUGCCCUCCACGCCGGUGUCGGUGCCACAAGAGCUGCUGUCGAUGCAGGUUACGUGGAUAACUCCCUUCAAGUUGGACAAACUGGUAAAGUGGUUGCCCCAGAUUUGUAUAUCGCUGUCGGUAUCUCUGGUGCAAUUCAGCAUUUAGCUGGUAUGAAGGAUUCAAAGACCAUCGUUGCGAUCAACAAGGAUGAAGAAGCUCCAAUCUUUAACGUGGCAGACUUGGGUCUCGUUGGUGAUUUGUUCGAAGUUGUUCCUGAAUUGACUGAAAAGGUUAAGGCUUAG